Mesocestoides corti is the source of this 3993-nucleotide messenger RNA. NCBI's taxonomy places the organism in Eukaryota, Metazoa, Platyhelminthes, Cestoda, Cyclophyllidea, Mesocestoididae. The record is from the annotation of a GenBank genome assembly.
AUGUUUCAACUGAUCUUAAUUCUGAUCUACUCAUCUCACGCUACCUUCGCCUGCAAGUACCUUCACUCGAUUCCCAUACUAGAGACCAGCGCCUUGCAAAAAUUUAGUGCCCCUGCGUACAUUCCCUCCAUCGCAGAAAUUCCUCAGGAAAUAUCCUUUAAUUUGACCAAACUUUUCCAGGAAAAACUAUCAAUUGCAACACGGGAGGCACGACAAGUGCCAGUCUUCUUCACCGAUGCCACAGAGAGUCAUCCGUUCGUUAUCAAGCAUGCCAAAGACGGUUCCCGUAUUCUCACUAACGAACUCCCUAUUGACCGGGAAGAAAUUUGUGAUCCUUUCAAAUACCCACACCACGCCUCCGUGGCCCGUAAAUGUUGUGCGAGCACAGAAAGCAAGGAGAGAUACGGAACCAGUCCUUUUGACCCUCAGCUCAAUUUCAAGUGCUGCGUCUUUUUGGGCAUCACCGUUGAGGGGUAUGGAACCUUUGCUCUUCGUGUUGAAGUGAUUGACAUUAACGAUAGCCAUCCAAGAUUUACAACGCCUCCAGAGAGUACUCAAAGGCACGCAGGGAAGGACGACUUGGUGGUGGUAAAAAUCGCUGAGAACACACACGAGGGAACGAUUAUUCCUCUUCCACGAGCAGUUGACUUGGAUGAAGGCAGAAACGCCGAGCUGUUGUUCCGCGUUAAAAAGCCGAACCCAAUGACGUCGUGGGAACAGCACUUCAAACUCCUCUCCGGACCGGAGGACCGCUGCGCGACCAGGGCGUCAGACGAACCCGAACAGAAAGAAUUUUCCCCUCCUGCCCUGUGUCUACUUAAGCCAAUUGAUAGAGAGACGGUAUCCGGUUUUACGUUUGAUUUAAUUGCAAGAGAUCAAGGGGAACCGGUGGCUUUAUCAACGACACUAUCGGUUUCCAUUAUGGUUCUAGAUGAGAACGACAACACUCCUACCUUCAGACAGAGCGAAUUUAAGGUUUUUGUGAAAGAAAAUGAGGUUGGCAAGACACUAGUGCACCUUCAUGUCACUGAUUUGGAUGCAGGUGAGAAUUCGCGUUUGAGUUACUUCCUUCGCCCUGGCACGCAUUUCGUUGGCAAUCAGAAGCCAUCCUCCGAUUUCCUCCGGAUGCACAUACUUGCUUCGCCCGCUCUGGAUGGUGUAGUGCUCCGGCUCAUUCAACCUCUCGACUACGAAUCCGUUAAAUCAUUUGACUUUGAGGUUGUAGUUCAAGACUACGGGACCCCAAGACUAGCGUCUACUAGCACGGUCUCCGUAGAAGUUCUGAACACGAAUGACCAGCCUCCAGUUAUUCGGUUCUUUAACAAAGGCAACCUCCUCAAUUCUGACUAUGCAAGUCUUGAACGGGAAGAGGAUACCGACAAUCAGUUACCCAAGGUGAUUUGUCACGUACAUGUCUACGACCAGGACACCAGUUUGGAUGAAGUAUUUUGCGACAUCAGCUCCCAUCAACGUCUGUUUGACCUCAGAGAGGUAAGCAGCGAGAACACAGUUCAGCAGAGGAAGGUGUAUGAGUUGAUCAGCCUGGCCCAGCUUGAUAGAGAGAAAGCGCCUAGCUACUCGGUCGGUGUUCGCUGCGUUGAUGGACGGACAACCACUCGCUUAAUUGGUCAAAGUCAAAUUCGCAUUUUACUUAAGGAUGCGAAUGACAACCCACCUGUGUUUGAAAAGAGUCAAUUCUUUGGGACGGUGGUGGAGAAUGAGGCUGAUGCCCUAGUGGACUUUAAGGACUCUUUUUCGAACUAUGGAAAUCCGACCGCGAAGUUCGUAGGCCCUUCUCAUAUCCGCGCGACUGAUGCAGACACUGGACCCAAUGCCGCAAUCAGUUACUCACUUGCGGCGUGGACUCGCGAUGCAGAUAAUUCAACUCAGUCAGACAAGGCCGAUUAUCAGUCUUUCUACAUCGAUCCAGUCACCGGGCAACUGAAGACGCGAGUCCCGCUUGAUUUUGAAAAGAAGUCUUCUUAUCACUUAUUGUUAAUCGCCACUGACCAACCUAUUGAUGCUUCUCAAGCUCUUUCCUCAACCGCCAAGUUAACCAUAACGGUGAAGGACGUGGAUGACAAUCCACCCACAAUGCUGCAGCAGCAUUACGCUUUUGAAGUGACAGAAGGCGUGCCGAGUCACACCGUAGUUGGCCGAGUAGAAGCAACCGACAUUGACAGUCUGCCCGAAAAUCGUAUCAUCAAUUAUCACUUAAAGGCGACGACAGACCCCGUUACCAAAUCCGACGCCUCCGCUUCCUACGCCGCUGCGGCCGCUCUUCAUUACUUCACUAUUGACAGGCAUUCAGGUGUAAUCCGUACAGUGCGUCCACUGGACCGUGAACAGACGCCAAACGUCACGCUCGAAGUUGUCGCGCAUUCCAGUUCCUCUGGUAUUUCUCAAACCGCCAGUCCUUCAUCACCAUCCUCCACGGCGACCGUUGUAAUCAACGUGUUAGACAAGAACGACAAUGCACCCUACAUGGUCUCUCUGCUCUCCCCCGAUCGAACGCGGGUGCUGCUAGCUGAGGUCGUUAUUCCUCCAGACAGACUUCAGGGUGAAUCUCCCAUCUGUGUGCCCUUUGCCUAUGCGUUUUACGAUGACGAUGAUCAGUCCUGCGGUAAUGGCAACGUCUCCGUAACUCUCGACAAUAAUCCAAACUUCGUAUUCAACGAGGAUCACAGUCAGUUGUGCAUUAAAGAUAGCAAAACGAAAUCAACUACUCUUCCACUCCCUGGACGCUAUUCUUUGAAUGUAUUGGCUCAUGACAACCCAAAAGAGGCGAUUCAUAGAUUAACUAAGCGGUUCCCAUUGAGGGUGCUCGUCCAGAGUCCUGCGCAAGAAUCUCAGGGGCAGGUCGGGGUAGCAAAAAAUCGGGAGUCGAGUCAAAGGCGUCAAGUGAAUUCUAUAGGAGUGGAUCCAGCAGGACGACGGUCGACGAAGCCAAGUGGUGCGGAUCGCAUUCUUAGUGGGAGACAACAGCACCCUCCCACAGCUCUCAACCGAGGCGUCGCAAAUAAUGGAGAAUACAAAAACGUGACAAUUAUCUCGGUGUUGUUGUGUAUGGCAUGCAUCCUAUGCAUAAUUCUUCUCGCCAUCCUUCUAUUCGUGAAGAAAUGCACUCCAAUCAGAAAUUUCGCAAAUAAAGGUCAUCACCAAACGCCCCAGACUGGUGGUCUCGGACCCACGGCUCCCAUGACGCUCCACGACCUGUCGCCCAAAGGUGGGCAGUUUGGAACCGUUGGGCGCUAUCCUGAAUUCGACCCUGAACAAUAUCCCUGUGUUGAUAUUCAGCCUCAGAUGCUGGUCACGUUGCCUCCAGGUUCAGAGAAGAGUUUCGCCACUAUUUCACCAACCGGUCAGGUUGUGGGUAGCAUGAUUUACACUGACGACGCAAAUCGAGUGAGCCCUCUCACUCCCUUAAUUACUCAGAAAAACAACCUUAUGCCGUCUGCAUGCCACGCUGGGAGCCUCCAAAAGGUUUCACUAUCUCCUAUUUACGGAACAUCCAGUGUCGGAGGGGGAGUGGCAGUCACUGCUGUAACCAACAAACCCCCUAUUCACCCCAUUCCACUUGUUACCCAAUAUCACCCACCUCCACCGCCUCCCCGCAUUACCCCAACAAUUCAGUCGAAAGGCCAAACUUACAGCACCCUUCUCCCUUCAAAAUCCUACGAUGAACUCCACCGCUCUUCAUCUAAAACCAGAACUCGUGAGCAUCAGCAGGACCCUCUUCUUGGCACCUACAAGGCGUCGAACCGUCCUACGCCGAUAAUUUUCAGAAGGCAUCAGGACGGGUACCAGACAUCGCCGAAACAGUUAACUAGCUCGAACAAUCAUGAUUCUGUUUCCCUGGCACCAGUGACUUCAAUGACCCUGGACCACGGUUCUGCAAUCGCAUUUGCGCCCGAGCAUUUGACAUCAUCACCAUCUGGGUCCCCUUCUGAUACUCCAAACCAGUGCGUAUGUGGACAGGCCAGUUUUGUUUAG